AUGUUUUCUAUGGAUCAACAAGAUCGAUCUAGCAGCGCUAGUGUUUUAACAACUUCUUCAAUGUCUGCUUCUCAGUUUGAUUUACCCAUAGCAGCCAAAUUCUCGAACAUAUUACCACGAAAUUUAUUAUAUGCAGAUUUCCCAAUAGAACAUUUAGACAUGGGGUCUACUUGGUAUCGAAGAUUUUUCAUUGAAAAAGAUCAUUCGACAUUUGUUGGAUUUGUUGACUCUUAUGGACCUGUAGUUAUUUCAAUAGUACUCGAUAAUAGAACUGUAAAUGCAAAUUGUGAAAGUGUAUACUGGUAUAGAUAUAUUCUACGUAAAAAGCAAUUACCUGAUGAAAGAGGAUUAUUGGCCGGUCCACCUAUUCUUCCUAUGGGUGAUUUACCAGCUGAAGAUUUAUUAAAAAUGAUUGUAAAAACUCCUGGAAGACCAUUAUUAAAGAAAUUUUUAACUACUCCUGAAUUAAAAAAUGAAUUAUUAAAUUUGGAUGAAACAAGACUUAUAAAAUGCUACAAGAUCGGUGUAUUAUAUUGUACAUCAAUGCAAAAAACUGAAGAAGAAUGGUUUUCCAAUACCACUACAUCUACCGCUUAUGAAAAUUUUUUAGAAAUUUUAGGCAAUAAAGUUAAAUUAAAAGGUUUUAAAGGAUUCACUGGUGGUUUAGAUACUACUGAUACCGAAGGUACUGGUGAAUAUUCUAUUUACGAUACUGGAACUUGGAAAGAUUUUACUAUUAUGUAUCAUGUGAGCACAUUACUUCCUUAUGAAAAAUCAAAUAAUCGUCAAAUUACAAGAAAAAGGCAUAUUGGAAACGAUAUCCGAAGGCCUUUUUCUCCACUUGCUAUACGUUCGCAAUUUUUGCAUGUCUACGUAGUUGUUAGUCCUGUUCAAAUUAGUGUUGGUUCUUCACGAGCAUAUCGCGUUGAGAUUGUAUGUAAAGAUGGUGUACCAUAUUUUGGUCCUCCAUUACCUGAUCCUCCGAUAUUUGACGAUCCGGUAUUAUUAAAAAAAUUUUUAGUGGCUACAGUAAUCAACGGUCAAAAUGCUGCUUGGAAAACUCCCAAAUUAUCCGAACCAUUUUUACGAGCUCGUGGUGCAAUUAUACAAGAUAUAGUUAUAAGACUUGUCCCUCAACCAAAUAAUCUUAUAACACCUCCAACUUCACCAAAAAAAAUUUCUCAAGAUGAUUUAGAUUCUUCAUUAAAACGUUUAUUUAAAGAUUCUUUAAAAUUUGGUGAUCGUCCUCCUGAUUUGGCUCAAAUAAAAUCUUUAUUAGAUCAAGGUGCAAAUCCAAAUAUUAGAUUAUUACAACCAAAAUCAUCAAAAGAACGUUUAAAUAAUUUAUAUAAUCAAAAUACUAUUCUUUCUCAAUCUUUGGAUUAUUCUUCUACUAAAUCAAAGACAUUACAAUCAAUUUAUUCUUAUAGUUCAAGUUCUUCUUUGGGUGAAAAUGAUUCAAAAUCUACUUUCUCUCAAUUAUAUAAUCACAAAUUACCAAAUAUUUUAUUUGCUACUAUAAUAUUAUGUGAUGAUCCGGUAUAUGUUAAAAUGUUAAUCGAUCAUGGUGCUGAAGCUUUACCAAGAGAUUCUCAUUUUCCAAACGCUUUCGUAUUUGCUGCAAAACAUGGACGUGUUGAAAUUAUGAAAUGUUUAUUAGAGAAUGUUCCAAAAUUAAGUAGUGAUAAUGAAAAUGUUGAUACUGAAGGUGAUGAUUCUCAAAAUGUUGCUGGAAGUAGUGGUGGAAUUGGUGCUAAAGAAAUUAAGAAUUAUGGAACAAAAAUAUGGAGUGGAUUUACUGGUGAAGUUAAAAAAUUAAAAAAUCAUAUUAAUAGAGCUAGUAAUUUGUACAAAUAA
Messenger RNA from Dentiscutata erythropus, 1857 nucleotides. NCBI's taxonomy places the organism in Eukaryota, Fungi, Glomeromycota, Glomeromycetes, Diversisporales, Gigasporaceae. The record is from the annotation of a GenBank genome assembly.